AUGUCUUCCGACUACGCCCUGUCUGCGUCUCACAAGGAGAUGCUCGAGAAGCCUCUUCUCGAGACUGACCCCGAGGUCGCCACCAUCAUGAAGGAUGAGAUCCAGCGGCAGCGAGAGUCGAUUGUUCUCAUUGCCUCGGAGAACAUCACCUCUCGCGCCGUUUUCGAUGCCCUCGGCUCCCCCAUGUCCAACAAGUACUCCGAGGGUUACCCCGGCGCUCGCUACUAUGGCGGCAACCAGCACAUUGACCGCAUUGAGUUGCUCUGCCAGAAACGAGCUCUCGAGGCCUUCCACCUCGACCCUGAGAGGUGGGGUGUCAACGUCCAGUGCUUGUCUGGCAGCCCUGCCAACUUGCAGGUGUACCAGGCUAUCAUGCCUCCUCACGGUCGUCUCAUGGGUCUCGACCUUCCUCACGGUGGCCAUCUUUCUCACGGUUACCAAACUCCUCAGCGCAAGAUCUCGGCUGUCUCCACCUACUUCGAGACUAUGCCUUACCGAGUUGACCUCGAGACUGGCAUCAUCGACUACGACAUGCUCGCCAAGAACGCUAUUCUCUACCGCCCCAAGAUCCUCGUCGCCGGUACCUCUGCUUACUGCCGCUUGAUUGACUAUAAGCGCAUGCGCGAGAUUGCCGACUCCGUUGGCGCUUACCUUGUUGUCGACAUGGCUCACAUCUCUGGACUUAUCGCUGCCGAAGUCAUCCCUACGCCUUUCCAGUACGCUGAUGUCGUUACUACCACCACCCACAAGUCUCUCCGUGGCCCUCGCGGCGCAAUGAUCUUCUUCCGCAAGGGUGUCCGCUCUGUCGAUGCCAAAACUGGCAAGGAGACCCUCUAUGACCUUGAGGGCCCCAUCAACUUCUCCGUCUUCCCCGGCCAUCAGGGUGGACCUCAUAAUCACACCAUCACCGCCUUGGCCGUUGCUCUCAAGCAGGCUCAGACCCCCGAGUUCAAGGCCUAUCAGGAGAAGGUCGUAUCCAACGCCAAGACUCUGGAAAACACAUUCAAGUCUCUUGGCCACAAGCUGGUUGCUGAUGGCACUGAUAGCCACAUGGUUCUCCUUGACCUCCGUCAGUUCAGCCUGGACGGUGCCCGUGUCGAGGCUGUUCUUGAGCAGAUCAACAUUGCCUGCAACAAGAACGCCAUUCCUGGAGACAAGAGCGCUCUCACCCCAUGCGGCAUCCGCAUUGGUACCCCUGCCAUGAGCAGCCGUGGUUUCGGCGAGAAGGACUUUGAGCGUGUCGCCAAAUACAUCGAUGAGAGCAUCAAGAUUUGCAAGGAGGUUCAGGCUGCUCUUCCCAAGGAAGCCAACAAGCUCAAGGACUUCAAGGCCAAGGUUGCCAGCGGCGAGAUUCCUCGCAUCAACGAGCUCCGCAAGGAAAUCGCUGCUUGGACCAGUGCUUUCCCCCUCCCCGUUGAGGGCUGGCGCCUGGACGCUGGCAUCUAG
This is a messenger RNA of Metarhizium robertsii ARSEF 23, 1446 nucleotides long. Its product is annotated as cytosolic Glycine/serine hydroxymethyltransferase. Gene Ontology annotation, biological process: folic acid metabolic process; tetrahydrofolate interconversion; L-serine catabolic process. The record is from RefSeq and is a predicted model, not a curated record. Gene Ontology annotation, cellular component: cytoplasm. Gene Ontology annotation, molecular function: zinc ion binding; pyridoxal phosphate binding; cobalt ion binding. The transcript has 4 exons. Bases 1 to 1446 code for a protein of 481 amino acids. NCBI's taxonomy places the organism in Eukaryota, Fungi, Ascomycota, Sordariomycetes, Hypocreales, Clavicipitaceae.